AUGAGCUCCCGUGGCUUAGCUCUGGCACCUCCAGCCAAGAACGUGGUGGUGUAUCGCAACGGCGACCCCUUCUGCCCCGGGAGGAAGUUCGUGGUGAGCCAGCGGUUCCUGACUUUUGAGGCAUUUCUGAACGAGGUGACCAAGAGCCUUCAGACGCCCUUGGCGGUGAGGAACCUCUACACGCCCAGGCACGGGCACCGCGUCGCUGAGCUGGGGGACCUGCAGGAUGGAUGCCAGUACGUGGCUGCAGGUUUUGAAAAGUUCAAAAAGCUCAACUAUUUAAAUCGCGGAAGAAAGGAGCUCCGGGGGACAGGGAACAGCAAGGGGCUGCAGUUUCACCCUGUAGCCCCCUGGAAGCCGAAUGUCUCGGUGCGACGGCAGAAGCCCGCCCGCCUGCCCUGUGUCAUACAUGUUUUCCGGAACGGGGAUCUGCUGAGCCCUCCCUUCCCACUGCUGCUCCCCAAGAGCGCCCCGCUGCCGUGGGACGUGCUCCUGGCCACGCUGACAGAGAAAGCCGCCCUGCACAGCGGAGCUGUUAACAAGCUCUGCAGGCUGGACGGAACCCGGGUGUCUGGCGGAGAGGAGCUGGUGAACGGCCAUUACUACGUGGCAGUGGGAAACGAGGAGUACAAGAAAUUGCCUUACUUGGAGCUACUGGUGCCCCAGGACUCUGUGCGCAGGAUGCUGGGGUAUGUCGACUAUGGCUCAGCGGAACCACCCAAACAGGAGGCGCAGAAAGCACCGCAGCCAGAAGAAAGCGUCUAUAAACCCAGGGACCCUGGGAAGGAGAUGCGAGAUGUCCAGGAAGUAAGAGAGGAUGAACCCACGAGGGCGGACGUACCCACUGAUCAGGUCUGA
Apaloderma vittatum (bar-tailed trogon) is the source of this 858-nucleotide messenger RNA. It is a transcript of the gene DCDC2B, whose product is annotated as doublecortin domain containing 2B. Bases 1 to 858 code for a protein of 285 amino acids. Gene Ontology annotation, cellular component: microtubule; microtubule organizing center. The record is from RefSeq and is a predicted model, not a curated record. The transcript has 7 exons. NCBI's taxonomy places the organism in Eukaryota, Metazoa, Chordata, Aves, Trogoniformes, Trogonidae. Gene Ontology annotation, biological process: intracellular signal transduction.